Colletotrichum destructivum is the source of this 789-nucleotide messenger RNA. RefSeq names its product Putative S-adenosyl-L-methionine-dependent methyltransferase superfamily. The record is from RefSeq and is a predicted model, not a curated record. Bases 1 to 789 code for a protein of 262 amino acids. The transcript is spliced from 3 exons. Gene Ontology annotation, molecular function: methyltransferase activity. Lineage: Eukaryota; Fungi; Ascomycota; Sordariomycetes; Glomerellales; Glomerellaceae.
AUGUCCGAUACCUAUGCCCACAGAAACCAGGAAUACUGGAACCGUGCAGCCGAAGAGGUAUACAAGGACAAAUGGGUCCAUGACCUCCAAUCUCAGAUCUCGGACUUCCUGGAGUCGCACGUUGACUGGCUCGCUCUGCCCAAGGAUAUCCAAGAAAACAGACCGGCCAAGAUGAUGGACUACGCAUGCGGCAACGGCAUCGUCACACGUUCACUCCAUCGCCUGUUCUCUCAAUGUAUCGGUGUCGAUAUCACGGAGGGCAUGCUGGACAAAUAUCGUGCUACAGCCAUUGAUAUUGGCCUCUCCGAGUCUCAGAUAGUGGCCGUUCAGGGAAACCUCCUGGGACCCUUUGUGGAGACAACCAAGCCCCCAAUGGGCCAAGAGCAGCUGAGCAACUUCGACCUGGUGGCUAUAUGCAUGGCCCUGCACCACGUCGAUGAUAUUGACAUGGCCAUCAAGCGUCUGUCCGAGAGGCUUCGUCCUGGCGGCGUACUUCUCGUUGUGGAUUGGGCCAAACGAGACACUGCGAGCAACAGCGCUGGCAAGGAUAGCCAGUACGCCCAUCACCAGCACCAGCACCAGUACCAUCACCCGCAACAUCAAAAUCAGCCGCACCCCGCGUCACGCACUAUCUCACACGAUAGUUUCACGGAGGAGCAGGUGGUGGGUCUCUUCGAUGGUGCUGACUGCGGUCAUUCAAGCUUCGUCCUGGCGGAAAGACUGUCCGAUGUCCCUGGUGCUCGCACCGGCAAGAUGCAGUUGUUUUUCGCUAGGGCGACUAAGCUGUGA